CCACAUGCCGGACAGCCUGGAAUACCAGCCGGUCGCCUGCGCCAUCGUGGUUAAUGCCGCCGGUGCCUGGGCAGGGGAGCUACUGGAGACAGCCGGGCUGCCGGGGGGGCUGGCAGAGCCCCCCCUGCCCAUCCAGCCCAGGAAGAGGUACGUGUACUCCUGGCACUGCCCCGACGGCCCCGGCUUCUCCUGCCCCCUCCUCGUCGACACCACCGGAGCUUAUUUUCGCCGCGACGGCAUCGCCGGCAACUACCUGGGCGGCAUGAGCCCCCCCGAGGAGGAAGAGCCGGAUCCGGGCGAUCUCUCGGUGGACCACGAUUUUUUCCAGGAGCAGAUCUGGCCCCGGCUGGCACGUCGGGUCCCAGCCUUCGCGUCCCUCCGUCCCCGGGGGGCUUGGGCGGGCUACUACGACUAUAACGCCUUCGAUCGGAACGGGGUGCUGGGUCCUCACCCCAAGUUAGAAAAUCUGUUUUUGGCCGCCGGUUUUAGCGGACACGGGUUGCAACACGCCCCCGCCGCCGGCAGAGCGGUGGCCGAGCUGGUGGUGAAGGGCCAGUACGAGAGCCUGGACCUGCGCCGGUUGGGAUGGAGGAGGUUGGCCGAGGGGGAACCGCUGGAGGAGGAC
Molecule: messenger RNA, 625 nt
Organism: Haliaeetus leucocephalus (bald eagle)
Lineage: Eukaryota; Metazoa; Chordata; Aves; Accipitriformes; Accipitridae
Gene: FOXRED1
Product: FAD-dependent oxidoreductase domain containing 1
Exons: 3
Cellular component (GO): cytoplasm
Molecular function (GO): oxidoreductase activity
Source: RefSeq, a predicted model, not a curated record